This is a messenger RNA of Hevea brasiliensis (rubber tree), 2490 nucleotides long. RefSeq lists its product as uncharacterized. The record is from RefSeq and is a predicted model, not a curated record. The transcript has 3 exons. Lineage: Eukaryota; Viridiplantae; Streptophyta; Magnoliopsida; Malpighiales; Euphorbiaceae. Bases 352 to 2214 code for a protein of 620 amino acids.
UUCACUUGUGAUUAUGAAGUACAUGUUAAUAUUUCAAAAUUGUUCGAAAGAGGAUUAGAAUUUAGUGUCAACAAAGUAGCAUGUGCUUUUGCUUUGCAUAGCCUACUGGACAGGGCGAGUUGCUACUCUUUACCACCACAACCUCACUCAGAGUUAGGGGUGUAAAGGUAAAAGUUACAUCACAUAAAACAACUGAAGAAGAGCCACAGAUCCCAACCAGUCAACUGAAGAAGAAGAAGAAGAAGCAGCACAUUUUGAAGGGAUAGGGCACUUUGGAAACAAAAAGAGCGAAAUGAGCGAAACAGAGAAGAACCCACUGUUUGAAAUUUGAAGAGACAGAGACUAAGAAAGAUGGAAAGAACGGAAAAAGGAGUGGAGAGAGAAGGGAAAGGCAAAAAGCAACAAGAAUUGGAGGGUAGAACUAGAAAAAAGUUCAAACGCGGGAUUAUACUGGUAGGGAAAAGAGGAGGCCCAUCUACUCCAUCGCCCACUUGGAGGCUUGAGUUCUCUUCUCUGGAUGGUAAUAACGGCAGCAACCCUGUUCAAGAAUACCUCAGUACCACCACUACCGUCUCUGCUAGAAAGCUAUGUGCCAACCUUUGGGAGAUUCAGCCGGAGCUCCAACUUUCACUUUCCAAAAUGAGCAAAAAUAUUGGCUCUAGACGAGGUCGCCGUGGCCACCACAAGACAAACAAGGCUUUUGAGCUCCGCACUCAUUUGGUCGACCCUCCUAAUAACUUACUUGAUCAGCCAGCAAUUGCAAGUCCCUCAAGGAGACAUGUUGCACAAUCAUUGUUGCAACACCAUGUAUCAGCUGAUAGAAACAGUCGUGCUAUACGGUCCCUAUCUUCUGCAAGUUGUGCUAGCUCAAUGGAGGUAGCGCCUUAUAAACCUUUGGGUAUGCAGUCUUCCAGUUUCUUGGAUUUUAAGUGCAGGAUGGAUGAGUCAAGUUAUGGCCUUAAGACAUCAACAAAAUUACUCACGGUAAUCAACCGGAUUUGGAGUCUUGAAGAACAGCAAGCGUGCAAUUUGUCAUUGUUAAAAUCUUUAAAAAUGGAGCUGGAUCAUUCUCGUUCACAAAUAAAGGAGUUGCUCAAAGAGAAACAAACUAACAGGCAGGAAAUAGAUGACUUAAUGGAGCAAGUUACAGAGGAUAAAGUUGUCAGGAAAAAUAAAGAGCAUUAUAGAAUCAAAGCUGUCAUUAAGUCAGCACAAGAAGAGCUAGAAGAUGAGAGGAAGUUAAGGAAGCACUCAGAGAGCUUGCACCGGAAGCUUGCUCGUGAGUUUUCUGAAGUGAAAUCUGCUUUCUCUAAUGCUUUGAAAGAACUUGAGAGGGAGAGGAAAGCACGGAUUUUAUUGGAAAACUUAUGUGAUGAGUUUGCCAAGGGAAUAAGAGAUUAUGAACAAGAGGUGCAGUCCUUAAGGCACAAAUCUGAGAUGGAUCUUGUUGGUACUGACUGCUUGGUUCUUCAUAUUUCAGAAGCAUGGCUUGAUGAGAGGAUGGAAAUGAAACUAGCAGAAGCUGAAAAUGAUCUUACUGAAAAGAAUACAAUUGUUGACAAGUUAAGUCUAGAUAUAGAAACCUUUCUCCAAGCUAGACACUCCAAUGAAUCGAAGAAAGAUGGUAGAUUUGUUAAUGAGGCAAUAAACAAUUGCUCACGGCGGGAGUCCUUUCCACUAAAUGAGGCUGUAAGUGCACCUCGACAUGCUGCUGAUGAAGAAGAUUCUAUUGAUAGUGAUUCACCUUGUUUUGAACUAGACAAGAGUACAGGUAAAAAACAAAACACAGGCAGCUCCAAAUGCCGAGGUAAUAAUUCUGCAGAAAGCCUUCUUGAGGAAAUAAUGAAUUUGGAUUCUAUGAAGAGAAUGGCUGGAUCAAGGGAUAAUAGUAAGGGCCGUAUUGUGUAUGCGCAAUUGAACUCAAAUGAUGUGCUGGAUAACUUGAUUCGAAAUCGUUCAUUGUCAUCUGAAGGUGAUAAAAUUCAUCCUGAAGGUGAUUUUAAAGAAGAUUCUUCUAUUCAGCCAGUGAUUGCAGGACAUACAAGUCCAGUGCAGCAUUGGAUGUCAAAAUUGGCAUGUCCAGAAUUUGAUAAAUCUGAUUCUUCUUUGAAAUUACCUAUGGGCGUAAAGGAGAAUACUUUGAAGGCAAAACUACUUGAAGCUAGAUUGGAAAGCCAGAAAUCUCGGUCAAAAGUGUCUAAAGUUUUCUCUUAGUUAGGAGAUGCAUGGGAGAGGUAGAUAUGCCUGAAAUUAAAUAACAUGGUUUUUUAGGAAGAACCUUUUGUAUACCUGUGGUGGGCAAGAUCUUCAAUCUCUACAUAUUUGGUUUUGUAAUGUUUCCAAGUAGAUGGUAUGUUAGUUUUGCACUUGUAAAUCUUGAAAUCACCUUUGUAGAUGGAAAAUGUGUUGGAGCUUGCAUGGUGACAUGGAUAUGAGCUGGGAGCUAGAAUGUUUUCUAUUCCACUUAAACCUUAGAAGUCAUUUGAAUUA